AAAGGCCAAGCGGCUGGCCGUGACUACGCAGCGCGCAAAAAACGCAACUUUUCAUUUAAUUUAAUUAGCCAACUUGUGAUUAAGUGCAAAACAAAACUAAAAGGAAAAACUAUGACUAAGAGAAACUUGGGUGUCAUCAUUAUGAUGAUGAUGAUGAUGAUCUGUUGCCAAGUGGAAUUAGGUGCAGCAACAGGACUAGAUCUAAAAGGACUUUCAUUGACCAUAGCUGGCAAUGGCAGCAUCAUUCCAGUGUCCUCAAAUAAUUCGGAUACUUAUGAUCUGAUCCUUAAUAUAACAGAGGUUCCCCUGCCGGACGAUUGCCCUUCGUUGAGCAAUGCCAACUCAUUGACACAAACUGAAUUGAUUGCUCGUCUGACUGACAAUUGUCGAUAUGAUAAACUCGAGCCACCCAUCAAUCUAACCGAUAAUGGCGAAGAGCAGGAUCCAUUGGAUGUAUAUGCCCGUUUCUAUAUCUAUGUGAUCAAAAAUCUCGACUCGAGCGAUAUGCAGUUUAUGGUUCAGGGCUUAUUGCAGUUUCGUUACUCUGACUCACGUCUGGCCUUCUCCUCCUAUGCUCCGAAUCGAAAGCAACCCAUUAUGGGUGAGGGAAGACUAAGGGAUUUGAUAUGGGUGCCACAUGUGUUUCUGGCCAAUGCUCACAGUUCCAGUGUCCUGGGCACAACGGAGAAAGAUGUUGUAACGACCAUUUAUCCUGACGGAACUGUCCUCAUAUCCACACGCAUUCAGGCCACUCUAUAUUGUUGGAUGAACUUCCAGAAGUUUCCGUUCGAUGAGCAAAAGUGUUCCACCAUUUUGGAGAGUUGGAUUUAUAACACAUCGGUGCUGCAACUCCAUUGGGAGGACACGAAUCCAGUGACAUUUGACCCACAAUUGCAAUUGACGGAAUACUAUCUAAUUGGUUCGUUGUACAAUGAAUCUGUCAGUGUCUCGGAUUCUUUUACCAUGACCCAUGGAGCUCUUGUGGGUAACUAUAGUACCCUGAGUUUCAGUGUCCUGCUGACACGGGAAGUGGGCUACUAUAUAAUUGAUUAUUUUCUGCCCUCCAUUAUGAUUGUGACCAUAUCCUGGGUGUCCUUUUGGCUUCAGGCAGAUCAAACGCCGGCACGAACCACCUUGGGUUGCACCACACUCCUCUCCUUCAUCACUCUAUCCCUGUCGCAGGAGAACAAUCUAUCCAAGGUUAGUUAUGUAACCAUGUCGGAGGUGUGGUUUCUGGUCUGCACCAUUUUCAUUUUUGGCAGCCUCGUGGAGUUUGCCUUUGUGAAUACGAUCUGGCGACGUAAUAAUAAUCUAGAGCUAAAGAAACGCACCACCAAAUACAUUGUGAAAUCGACAUUUGUGCCCAAUUUGAAACGGAAUCGUCGUGGCUACAAUCGGAGCAACAGCACCAUGAGCACCUGCAGCAUGGACAAGGGCAAUAAUGGUGGUCAGAAUAAUACAGUCAUCACCAUUGAGACGCCAAUUGUAAUUGGUGGUGGUGGUGGUCUGAGUCGAGAGGAUUCGGCCAUUAGCCUGGAGGAGAGUGAAAGUAGCCUGGGCUCUGCCUCAACGGCGAGUCUUACGGAAAAGGAGAAACCAGCACAAACAUUUGCCACCAUGACCCCCAAAGAGGUAUCCCUGUGGAUAGAUCGCAAAAUGCGUUUCGUCUUUCCAUUGGCAUUUAUCAUAUUCAAUGCCUUAUUCUGGACCUUGGUCUAUUGUCUCUAAAGGGAACAGAACAGAAGGUAUCUCAGUAGAUGGAAUUGGGGAUAAAGCAAAACUGUGAUUGCAAUUGCUGAACAGCUCGGACUGUGUGUCCUGUAACUAUUUCAAUAUUUCUCAAAAAGCUAUUAUAUUUAAGUUUUUCUAUGUAUUUAUU
Messenger RNA from Drosophila willistoni, 1879 nucleotides. RefSeq names its product pH-sensitive chloride channel 2 (gene pHCl-2). The record is from RefSeq and is a predicted model, not a curated record. The transcript is spliced from 2 exons. Gene Ontology annotation, molecular function: extracellular ligand-gated monoatomic ion channel activity; neurotransmitter receptor activity; chloride channel activity. Lineage: Eukaryota; Metazoa; Arthropoda; Insecta; Diptera; Drosophilidae. Bases 112 to 1728 code for a protein of 538 amino acids. Gene Ontology annotation, biological process: signal transduction; nervous system process; chloride transmembrane transport. Gene Ontology annotation, cellular component: neuron projection; membrane; synapse.